Messenger RNA from Hevea brasiliensis (rubber tree), 1719 nucleotides. RefSeq names its product tRNA (guanine(26)-N(2))-dimethyltransferase. Gene Ontology annotation, biological process: tRNA N2-guanine methylation. The record is from RefSeq and is a predicted model, not a curated record. NCBI's taxonomy places the organism in Eukaryota, Viridiplantae, Streptophyta, Magnoliopsida, Malpighiales, Euphorbiaceae. The coding region runs from base 1 to 1290 and encodes 429 amino acids. Gene Ontology annotation, cellular component: nucleus. Gene Ontology annotation, molecular function: RNA binding. The transcript has 6 exons.
AUGUCAAUUAUCACCCCUAAAACCCUAACCCCUUCUCCAUUUCUUCGAAAACCCCAAAACCCUAAUCCGAACCCCAAAUUUCGAAGCUUUAAACCCCAAGUUUACCAAUUUCAUUGCAUAUGCGAGCGCCAAACCGAAAGGGGUAUCGAGUUCGAGACGGGAGAGACUUUCUUUCGCCAUGAAAGUGCCAAAGGCCGGGACUUAGGGAUUCUGGCCGCAGCUUUCUACAAGCAAUCAAAAGGAAGAUUACGGGUCCUGGACGCAAUGUGUGGCUGUGGAAUCCGGUCUUGUCGCUAUUUACUCGAAGCCAAAGCGGAUUUUGUGUUGGCAAAUGACGCAAAUGACGAGUACAGAGGAGUUAUUUUAGGGAAUUUGAAGAAAGUGGAGAGGGGCUUUGGCGAUGCGAGGAGAUGGGCUGUUUCGCAUUUUGAUGCAAAUAGAGUCUUGACGGAAUGUUACUUGCAGAGGGAUUUUUUCGACUUGAUUGAUAUCGAUUCGUUUGGGAGUGAUUCUUUGUUUUUGAGGUCUGCAAUGAGUACUUUGAAAUUGAAUGGAUUGCUUUAUCUUACUUCCACUGAUGGGUACUCUUCAGGUGGUCACCGGCCUUAUUGUUCCUUAGCUGCAUAUGGAGCAUAUGUACGCCCUAUGCCUUGUUCCAAUGAGAUUGGUUUGCGAAUGCUUAUAGGUGGGGCUGUGCGGGAGGCAUCUCUGCUGGGCUAUCAUGUCACCCCACUUUUUUCAUACUAUUCGUAUCAUGGACCAGUUUUUAGGGUCAUGCUCCAAGUAAAUCGAGGGAAGGAACAUGAGAACAGGCAUUAUGGGUUCAUCAGCUACUGCAACCAAUGUGGAAAUACUCGAUCAUUUUCAUGGGAAGAGCUUGGUCAAAUUAGUUGUUCUUGCAGCAGCAAUAAGGUUUGUAGUCCGGUUACUGUUUCAGGACCCCUAUGGACAGGACCUCUUCAUAGUGCUACCUUCAUCACAGAAAUGUUAAAUUUAGCUGAGCAAUGGGGAUGGAUGGGAAACAGUGCAGGAGCUGAUCUGGAUAAACUUUUGAGACGGAUGUUAGAUGAAAGUGACCCCAGUUUACCUUUUGGCUACAUUAAAAUGGAUGAGAUGGCAAGCCGUGCAAAAAUUAAUUCACCUCCGUUGAAGACCAUGAUGACCACCCUCCUCGAGGAGGGCUAUGCUGUUAGUCGGUCGCACAUUGCUUCCAACGCAAUCAAGACAAAUUGUCCCAUGGCGGAAUGCAUAAGGAUUGCAAAGGAGCUACGGGGUGUUGACAAAUUUUGAUGCAAAGCUAUUUUAGAGCAGGCAUACUUACCAUAGCUGGGGGAGAAAUGUUGUUCAUGACAUUGAAAAUGCUUAAUAGAAAAGAUGGUGUCGAUUCUCUCACAUUGGUUGAGUGUAAACUUGGUAAGCAAAGAUGAUAUUUUGUAUUUGCAUGUAAUGUUAUGUUCUUUCUACUUGAAGGUCGAUAAUACUUUUUAGCAACACAUUGAUUCAAUAGUAAGUUGUUUAGAAACACUUACUAUGAGAGUUAAAUCGAUUCAAUGUGUUGAAUGCAAUAAUGAUACCCCAAUACAUCUUACCAAUAGUAUGAGAUAGACAAAUUAUCUACCAUGGAAAAAAGGAAGAAGAUGAAAAAGGUGAGAAGGUUGGGAAUGCUGAGUGUAACUGAAGAAUCAAAAUAUCAAAUACCAUUCUUUUUCCUGCACAAAA